AUGAGCGCCAUGAUCGAGCGCGACGAGCUGCCCCCGCCGCCGGCCAUCGGCCCGUCCCCGCGCCUGAGCGGCAGCAUCGACCGGCCGCGGCCGUCGCCCGUGUCGACGUCCCACCGCUACAGCUUUGGGUGGGACGAGUCGCCGGGCCCGCGCCGCGACCUCUCGAGCCCGCGCAUCGCGUACAACGGCCAGAGCCUCUUCGAGAAGUUCUCGCCGGAGUUGCAUCGACGGACCGUGCCGCGACCAGCGCCCGCGCCCGGCGCCGCCCCGCUCCCCGCGGAGGCCGAGCCCUGCGAGCCCUUCAGGACCGUGUCGAUAUCGCCGCCGGCGCACAAGAAGCGGCGCUGCGUGACCUGGCCCGACUCGCGCUACUACGCCAUGCUGAGCGUGACGAAGGAGUCGACGACGGAGGAGCUCACCAAGUCCUACCGGAAGCUGAGCCUCAAGGUCCACCCGGACAAGCGCGGGGGCAGCGAGGAGGCGUUCCAGAAGCUGAACCGGGCCUACGAGGUGCUCAAGGACGAGAAGAGCCGCGCGGCGUACGACCGCUUCGGCUUCGACCUCGGCGACGACACGUCCGCGGACGACCUGGCGCAGGAGAUCGGCACGCACGCGAACCGCGCCGUCGGCGUCGCGGCGAUCCGCACGGCCGUGGCCAUGGUCAUCUGCUGCGCCCUGCGGCGACGGUGGCUCCGGGCCGCGGCGAUCGCCGCGUGCGGCGUGUCCGCGCUCGCGGGCCGGCUCCGGGGCGACGCGAAGCUGGAGAAGAUCGGCUUCCGCGUCGUCGUCGUGCCCGUCGUCGCCUGGCUGCUGGCGGCGCUGGGCUGGACCUUCGUCUUCGAGGCCGCGAUCUACUGCCUCGGGCUCGGCAUGCUCGAGUACCGGUCGAACCGCGCGCGCGCCGCCGCGCUCGUCGGCGGCGUGCUCUGCCGCAAAUGGUUCGGGAGCCGCCUCUGGAUGUUCGUCAAGGUCCUCACGAUGCAGAUCAUCUCCCUGGCCGUCUGCCACUUCUUCUUCGUGCUCGUGGCCGCGCUCGUCAAGGAGCUCGUGGACCAGAAGCUCAAGGCCUACGGCGCCAAGUUCCGGGAGCUCGUCCAGCAGGCCAAGGAGAACCCGGCGGCCUUCCCGUCGGGGUCGCCGGACAAGGCCGAGGCGCCGACGAGGACGAGGUACGCGACCGGGAUCGACUGGUGGCCGCAGCCGCUGCAGAAGUCGACGACGACGUCGCCGGGCCGCGCGAGCCGGUCGACGUACCACAUGACGUUCUCGAGCUGCUGCCGCUUCCGCGCGCGCCGCGCCUCGGGCAGGCCGCCGCCGCCGUCGUCGCCGACGUCGAGCGCCGCGGGCAGGGACGCCCAGUCGUAG
This is a messenger RNA of Aureococcus anophagefferens, 1365 nucleotides long. RefSeq lists its product as hypothetical. Lineage: Eukaryota; Pelagophyceae; Pelagomonadales; Pelagomonadaceae. Bases 1 to 1365 code for a protein of 454 amino acids. Gene Ontology annotation, cellular component: endoplasmic reticulum membrane. Gene Ontology annotation, molecular function: Hsp70 protein binding. The transcript has 3 exons. The record is from RefSeq and is a predicted model, not a curated record. Gene Ontology annotation, biological process: cellular response to misfolded protein.